Molecule: messenger RNA, 36841 nt
Organism: Xyrichtys novacula (pearly razorfish)
Lineage: Eukaryota; Metazoa; Chordata; Actinopteri; Labriformes; Labridae
Source: the annotation of a GenBank genome assembly
GUACAAAUACUGGGCUAAUGCUAAAAGCUUGUAACAGCAGUGAGAGUCUGAGUAAUAAAGCGAGGAAAGUAAAGUGAAGCUUAAUGCAUCGGUAUAAGUUUCGUUUUAGGUAAAAGCAGAAGAGAGAGCUUCACUUCCACUCACUGUCGAAACAGACAGCGAAGUGUAGUGAGACUUUUUUGAAGAAGCCUUAAAGACAUGCGGAGUAAACAGAGAGAGAGAGAGAGAGAGAGAGAGAGAGAAAGAGAGAGAGAGAGAGAGAGAGAGAGAGAGCGAGAGAGGAGGCUGAACCUCCACAGACUGAACGAGGAAGUUACCUUUCCAGGUCCACAGCAGCUCCCCGGGUUACUUUACCUGACAGUCAGAGAGGAAACGCUCGCUGCUGAGCUUCCAGGACCAUGACCCGAACCGGGACGAACGGCAACUUGAAGACCCACCUGAGCCACAGCGAACUGAAAUACGAGUGUAUCAAGAUUAAAGGUUUCAACAACAACAACAACAGCACGAGGAAGGAGGUGGGUCCGACACCUUUUCUGUCUUUACACGUCCGUGCAGAUGUCCACUCACCUGCGCUACUCUUACUUCUUUUGGAGGUGCUGUUCUACCUGUGCGCGUGCCUCUUUCGGGGCUCUUAUCCUGAAACGACCCGAGUGACGUAGGCUAACGUAAAGCGCACAGGCACGAGCUGGUCACUCAUAAUAAAUCGUAACGACAGACUACAUCUCCAGAUAUAAGUUAGUAACGCGAUAUUUCAUAAUAUAGUCGUGAAAGAACAAUAUUUAAUCAUGUUUAAUUCCCAUUAUCUCGUCCACUUUAUCUGACGGCGCAUCUUAAAGGUGUGUCUGACUUUUAUUCUCUGAAGUUCCUCUAAAAUGAACAUUGUAAAGAGCAAUAAAUGAACAAACGACCCCGCCCUGACAUUCUUCUUCUUCCUCUUCUCUGCUCUUAAAGCAGGUUUUUCUUUGCCCCCGGCCUGAGUUUUACAGGUGAGGAGGAAGAAGAAGAAGCCCUCCCAAAGUCUGUUAGGGGGUGUUUGUUUAUGGACUGUAACGUUAACUUACCUGUUCUGACUCACUGAUGAGAUAUAUGUAUGUAUGUAUGUAGGUAGGUAGGUAGGCUGUCUUCACUUGAAGUAGGUCAGUUAAGAUCACAACAAACAUUGUAUUCAUGUUAUGUAGGCUAAUUCAUGACUCCCUGUAUGGAGACUGUCUGCAGGGUCUGGUGUGCAGCUGGAGGGAGAUUUAUAACAUGCAUGGGCUCAAUCACAUACUUGCACUGUAUCACGUGCACUCAUUUUGAUCACGUGAUCGGGGUUACCAUUAGUAUGGCGUUAUCAGUAGGAGAGUCUAAGAUGAUGAUCAAAAUAUUUAGUGAGUAAAUUCAUGGGUGUUGACCAUAGAUUGUAUAAAGAAUGGACAGAAUCUGCCUCCUCGCUGGGUGAAGCCACUCCGAGAACAGCGCCCUCUGUUGAUGGGCUGCAGUAUAGGUCAUAAAUCCCGUCCUCUUUUUUUCUGUUAAACUUUUGUUUUUAAAAGUUAUUAGAGGGUUCAUGUUUUCUAUGAUUGACACUUGAUACAGCCUAUUGGUGUUCAGGGAUUGCGUAGCUCACCCGGGGGAUACGCUGUUUGAGCCGAGCGUCAUCACAGCGACUCUCGGCGACUGCGCGGCCGAAUGCGCGCAUCGCUACUGCGCAGCGCUGUAUUCAGGAGAUGAAGAAAAGUCCCGGAAAUAUCGAGAGCUGUUUAGAUUCAAAUCUGUAUACAAGCGGUAGCCGUUACCAAGUUGUCUACGGUGUAGACUAACUCUAGAGUUAUUCCAGUCUUGUUGAUAUCAGGCUGAUACACUCCUUUGAUGGUCUGGAUUCACUCCCUUUUCUUUGGCAAGAAAAUUAGAGUCAUUCAAAGCAGUCACUCCUGACUGAAGUAUUUGUUUGUAGGAAUUAAUGGUGCGUCCCUUUUAACCUCAGAACUGCCCAGGAAUGGAGUCACACCAGGAUUUACGGUCCCAGCAGGUAAAAGUUGAAACCAAGAGCAAUAACAACAUACUACAAAGGUUUAUGGAUGACAGCAACAUGGUAGAACUUUCUUUAAUACAGUCAGUGUGAAUAAUUGAGCCGUUUUAUUUACUGUUGAUGUCAGAGCAGCCAUGUUGGAUUUUGCUCUUAGUUUCUAUGGAGACUUUCUGACUUGAAGGGGAUGUUUACAUAUCUGAUCAAGUGGACCACACAAGUAUGUCCUAUUUCAUUGGAGCUCUGUCUUUGGUCUUACUUGCAGAUUUAGAAACAGAAUAUGCAAACCUCAAAACAAGCAUUCUCUGUGAUAAAAGAGGAUUUUUUCGUUAUGACUGAUGUGAACUGAUUCCUUAACUGUUUCUUUAAAAUGUGGUGGCUGCGUGGUCCACCAGCUUUCACUUUUGCUUCCUCAUAUAGGUUUCCCUUUCCUACAGCCAUGUAUUACUAAACUCACUUCAAACCUCAUUUAUUAAUAUUUUUAACCGCAGUACAUUAAAAAAAUAUUGACCUUAAACUUUAAAUUCUUUAGAUCUUGAGCUACCUUUUAAUGCUCCUGUCUUUAAGAAAAAACUGUAUUUACAAAAUCACAUCUGGGAUUAUUUGAUUAUUCAUGAUGCAAAAUUGCAAAAGUUGAUUGUUUUUCCUUUUUUUUGCCCCACAUAUACAAAUAUCUUGUAUAUUUAUUUUCUAUAGCUGACAUUUUAUCUUCAUUUAUGCACACUUUCUUUCUUGACUCAAUUAAUUGUGCAGUUCUGUUGACUUCCUUGGAUGCAUGUAGGCCUCCUCAUGUCCUCCUCAUUUGGAUAGGUUAAUUGGCGUGUUUACCACCACCUUGUAUUUUGAAUAAGAGCCACUUUUAUUCAAACAGCAUUGUUCCCUCUGCUCUUGUCUGCACUGUACAGCAGCUUAUGUGAGGCUCUCUCUUUUUGUACAGAAAAAUGUCCCAGGGACCGCUGUUGCCUCCAGGCAGCACCGACAGGAGUCCUUUGAACAGCCGCCCAUCUACGUGGCUGUCAUGACAUACGUGGGCUUCGGUAUUGUCACACUGUUCGGCUACCUCAGAGAUUUCCUCCGAUUCGUGGGCCUCGAGAAGCGCAACGUCGCCCAGGAAAGAGAGGAACAGAAGGUGGGUAAAACAUGCAAUCGGUAUAAAGACAAAUGCAUACACAGAAAGAGAGAGAGAGAGAGAGAGAGAGAGUGCCAAAGCCGCUGCAGAGGGAGAGCACACAAGCCUUGGGUGUCAACACAUCUUGUUCUCUGAGAAUUAUUUCCAUUUUUCCUCCCUCUCCCUCUCUCUCCCAUCCUCCUUCAUGUUCCUCUGCUCUAAUGUUGCCAUGGGUGAGACAGGACACCACAGAGAAUAUCUCCUGAAGCCCUAAUUAAAUCUCAGAGGAUGCAAGUUCUGUCUUUGUUACAGUGCUUAAGAUUGGAGAUAAGACCAAAGCAAGACCCCCAUCGAUUUGAUUUCUUAAACUCAAACUUGCAGUAGGAGUAAAAAUCAGGUCUUUAAAGAUGAAGAAGUUAUCAUCUAUUAAAAAUCAAUUCUGCUGUGUUGUCUCUACUUAGAUAAGUUAAUAAAGGAACCUCAGAGAGUGACGAUAACUCGACAGUUUGUUCUCUGUGUCGUAAUAAAGAGAGGAAGAGCUUUCCUGGAAGUCAGCUCUGUCACAAUUGUGGUUUGUGUUGGGAGGUUCAAACAGCUGCGGUGCAUUUCUUUGUUAGCGGAUAAAUGUGAACAUUUGGGUGUUAUGCAACAUCAAACUUCUGCUGUAGACUGCAGGUGUGGCUCCCUGAAUGAUAAGGUGGCAUCAGUGACAUAAUCUAGAUAAUAUCAACAUUUCAACAUAAAACAAUCUCGGUCAAAGAAAGAGAAAUUCACUCAAAAAUCAAAGCUGUUGUGCAGGCUGCAGAGACUUUUUACCUGCUUGUACUAAAGGUUGUAUGUAGCAUGUGAUUUGUCUGCUGAUCCGUCUUUUACUCCAAGAUGAAGAAUAUUUUCAGCCUAUUGAUUUUUCCUGAAAGAGUGGGGAGCACAUACCCUCGCUGUCUCGUUUCAUGACUGUUUACCCUGAGAGUCAGAAACUAAAGCACGGAGGCACCAUAUUGGAUUUGGCCAAUAUCAGAUCAGCCAGGUCUCUCAACAAACAAACAUGUGAUUGUACCACAAAUGAUAAGUGUAUUUUUUGUAUUAUAGACAUUUAGUUGCACGUCUCCUGUCUGUUCCCGACCCUUUAAAAUACUUCAGUGCAGCCCACUCCUACUCCUACUUGUGCAACUUCUUCUCCAGAUUUCUCAGAAUCACAACUCGGUUCGGUCUCAUGCAUGAUGCAUCAAGUUGAUGCUGCAGCAUUUGGGUUGAUGAUCCUGUAUGUACGCAGAAGUGUGUGCACAUAGCCUGCAUGCAUCUCCUUAGAAAAUGUGGCUUCAUAUUAAAACAGCACAGACCUCAAGCUCUGUGAUUGGUCUGCCGGGUAGUGUUGUGUUUUCUGCAUGUGCAAGAAUUCCAGUAUCGCCAUAUGGGACAUAGAUAACAUACUUUGCACAGAUGGAGGAGUUAUGGUCUCCUGUUCACAACAAGCCAAGACUUUAAAGGAGGAAGAAACUGGGGUUAAGACUAACUUGGAAAUUUGAUUUCUGAUUAUUAAUCCAGAGCAAAAUGGAUACUCUGGCACACUUGUAACGCUCAUGUCGGCAUAGGCUACUGCAGUAAAAUGCCUGAUUUGUGCCUGUUUUAUAUCAGAACUUUUACCCGUUCAGUGCUGCUGACAAAGUCCAGAAGUUUUCCUUCGUGUCAGUUAUAGUUUAGAAAUCUGUCCAAAUGUCAGACUGUUAGCAGAGCUGUCAUCCAUCCAAGAAACUCUUGGUUAUUUCACUUUUUAUGGCAUUAAAAUACUGAUACGUAAGUGCUUCCUUUACACACGUGAUCACAUUUUAUUCCAUCUAAAUCUGAUCAUUUAGCAUCUAUUUUUCAGAUUUGUCUUCAUUGAAUCUGUAAAUUCUUUUGGUUUUGGAGGGAAAAAACCCUCUAAAAAAGACAUGGUUGGCGUUGCCCAGUUUCUGAUCUCAUUGUUGAAAUAGUUUCUCUCUGUUUGCAGGAUUUUACUCCACUUUAUCAAGACUUUGAGAACUUCUACACCAGAAACUUGUACAUGAGGGUACGGGACAACUGGAAUCGUCCUGUCUGCAGCCUGCCUGGACCUGUGUUUGACAUGAUGGAGAGGGUGUCUGAUGACUACAACUGGACCUUCAGGUACCGUUAUCUAAUCGUUUAUCAUAGACGGAUGAGGAUUGUUAUAAAACCUGCAGCCAAAGCUAUAAAUAUGUGCGGCUUUUUUCCAGUUUAUGACGGUCUGACAAGCUUUUUAAACACUCGGAGACAUAAACCAUCCACCUAACCCAACGCCGCCUUGGCAGGAUCAGGCUCCUCUUCUGUGAGCUUAUGCAGAAAGACACAUGAAAACAUGCAGUGAUAGGUCAGGCCUGAAUUUUGGAUGUGCCCCUCUCCUGCACAGCGGGGUCAAAGAAUAUAUUAUUAAGAGAAGUACGAACAGAGAGAGCCGUGGGGAAGCGAUCUGCCAUCCUGAAUUGGGACGGAGUGCUGGGUCUGGAUUACAUGUUGAAAGAGGUUUAAAGUGACUGGAAAAAAAGGGGAAAUGGGGCAGUCAGCUUGUCUUUUGUGGUGGAUGGAUUAAAAGACAUGCGGUCGGGUUUGGAUGCAGUGUGCAGGUUCGCAUUAGGAGUGAGGAGAAAUGGGUCAGUGGGUGAAAUUCAACAGGCCUGUCUUGAAUAUGUAGUCGUCUCAUUAAAAAGGGGUUCAAUCUUUUCUUUAUCCCAUAAAACAUCUUCAUUUCUAAAGUCCUCAGUGUUUACCCAAGUCCUUCUCAUUACUGUCAUUGUUUAUUAUGAGGAGGGGCGCUGGAUGUUGACUCAGCAAACACCUUGGACUCAGUGGUUGAGUCACUUCUGUUGCUAGCAUGACUGUUUUUUUGCUAACAGUGAUAUACUACCUAAGCAGGCUAACAGGAAUAUUUACGAUAAUCUAGCGGUCAGGUUUCAGACUGAAACGCUCCCUUGCUCACCCCUCAGUGAGGCCAAGAAAACUCUGAUGAGUAUGGUUAUUCAUUUGUCUAGGAUGACCAUAUUCUGAAUCCCCAAAAAGAGGACACAACUACAUGGGGGCAGAGUCACAAAGUCGCGCGUAUUAAAAUUUGAGAGUUUUGCGGGUCGAGUCGAGUGUUUUUUUAUGCGCUUCUAACUCAGUAAAUCCACAUGACACAAACUCAGAACUUCCAAACAAAACCCCGGACAUUUGAAGGAUUUUAUAAACUCCCCCUGACAGACCGGACAGCCCCCAAAAAGAGGACAUGUCCGGGUAAAAGAGGACAUAUGGUCACCCUACGUUUGUCAAGCCCUUGUGGUUUUUUUUAGCCUGAAUCUGGACUCUUAUAUCGCCUUAUUUAUUGUUUCCCUGGGCGUUUUAUCUCUUUGUUUGUGUCUUUUGUUUCCUGUAAUCGACUUAGCGUCAGUGAAAACAGAGGCUGCCCCUCACCGAUCACUCCAGAAUAGAAAAAGGUCGAUUGAUUGACUCUCAGUGGGACUCAUCAAGCACACUAGCGUACCAUAAGGCGGCACUAUCUCUUUUUUCCUGCUAAAAUGAGCUGUAAAUAUUUGAUUAUGUACUUAAAAAUUGUCUGAGGAAACAGGAAUAACAAGUGUAGCUUACACAAGCAGUCACUUCUGUUUACCUCCAAUAAACAUUGUUAUAAUUGCCUCUCAUGAGCUGAACUCCGCUGACAGAGAAACAAGUUUAUGUUUUCAUUUAUAAUUCAUUUAAUGUUGAUUACUUUUUAUAGCGAGUAAUCAAUUCACUGAGCGCUUGUCGAGUAGAAUAUAAAUGCUAAGUGAAUUUCGGAUGUUUUCAUGCUCGCAGGUUAACCGGGAAGACGUUACACGAUGUCAUCAACGUGGGCUCCUAUAACUACCUGGGCUUUGCAGAGAACAACGCUGAUUUCCUGAAGACUGUGGCUGAUAAAACGCGUCAGUACGGGGUCGGAGUGUGCAGCACGAGGCAGGAAAUAGGUGAGUCUGUGGUCAGCGUGCAAAGAGAAAUAUGACUCAUGUCCUAGUUUCAAAAAAUGAAAGAAAAAAUACCCACUUCAGAGUCUGCGUGAACAUAUGGUGACCUUUUUAUUUCAGAUUUCUUGCCCAUGCAUCUAUUUUAAAAGCCCCUGGAUAUAAAACUCCAUCUCCCUCAUCACACACGCCAUCAUUUAUUAUCUUUCUUGUGAAUUACACUGCCCGCUUGUUUAAUUAUCUUUCAGUGGCUGUACUGUUUCCAUGAAUUAUUCAGCCUGGGUUGAAUUAUGUACCAUUUGGGCAUAAGAUAUUACAUUCUGCUGCACACUGAGUGGUAAGGGAAAUUAUAUCAUAGAGGAAAGUAACAUCGCCCUGGACAUGAGGCAGGAUGCAAAAUGAACAUCAGUGAUGGAAGUGUCAGAGCGGCGAGGAUCAGAGUGCUGAAUCUGUGGUUUCAGAUGAAUUUUAGAUGGCGCUCCAUCAUCCUCAGGGUUUCCAGUCGGCCUUUGAACCGGUCUAAGUGAGUGUUUGAGGAGGGGGUUCGAUCAGGACAACAUUAUGGUCAAAAAUCUUCUGUGGCAGUAUUAAAGCAAACCCAGGAAAGUGAAGAGUAUGGAGUUUAACGUUACGGUAAAUUACGGCAUGGUAUGAGGGUAUGAUGCUGUAUGAGACGAUGAGUAUGAUACAGUAUGAGACGAUCGGUAUGAUACGGUAUAAGGUGAUACAAUCAGUGAGAUACAUUAUGAGACGGUUAGUAUGAGGCGGUAUGAGAUGAUCGGAAUGAUAUGCUGAGUCGAUCAGUAUGAUACUGUUUGAGAUGGUCAAUACGAUACAAUAUGAGAGGGUACGAUUAGUAUGAUAUGGUAUGAGAUGGUCAAUAUGAUAUGAGACAAUAUGAUCAGUAUGAUAUGAGACGUUUAAUAUGAUGCAGCAUGAGAUGAUCAGUAUGAUACUGUAUGAGACUAUACAGCACAAUACAGUGCAACAAAAAUGCUAUCAGAUGCAAUACAGUAUGGUAAGAUAUUAUAUAAUACAAUUAGAUAUAAACCUUACAGCCCUGUACAAUAAGACACAAUGCAGUACCAUGCAGUUUAUUAUACUAUAGAAUAUGAUCUGAUCCAUUGCAAUGCCAUACUAUAUGAUACGAAUGUAUACCAUCUGACACAGUACAGUAGGAUACGAUUUCUCAAAUAUGAUACAGUGCAGUACAAUAGUACAAUACAGUGGGAUAUAAUAGGAUACAAUGCAGUGUGAUAUGAUACGUGUGAUGGCCUAAGUGUAACACUACUGAGCUGUAUGUCAUUAUCCAGCCUUUACUGGUCUAAACCUCAUCAUAGUUAAACAUGAACAGACAUGUCAAACAUAAAUUGAUUAAUCAGAGUAAACAGAUCAAUUCUCAUCAUUUCCCUUAAAUAAAUAUCACAAAUAAACCUAACCUGAUGGAAUAACUAACACAGAGCAGCUGGCCUGCAGCCAACAUUGUCAAUUAUGUUUUAUGUUUUUAGAGAAAGUUCAAUGCAAGCUUGAUUGAGGAGUUGCACAAGUUGUACAACUUGUUGGCAUUUCUGAAGAUCAAGCAUGGUAAAUUUUUCAUGCAUGUGACGCAGCCUUCAGCUCAUCAUCUGCACAUCUCAGUAAGAAACAGCCAAUGAGCAUGAAGCACCAAGAUAGAGUACAGUCUGCUGCAGAAACAAAAAACAAGAUCAGGGUGUACGGUUUCUAACUAAACAAUGUUAUACUGUCAAGUUGGACCGUUUGGUGGAAAUGCAUCAAACAUGUGUAAAAAAGCUUUAUUGAAAGAGACAUUGAUAAAGAAUUCCUCCAGAGUCAUUAAUAAGAGCUUCAUGACAGACCUCAGGAACUCCAUCCUCUUUAGUGCUGAAAUCUGAUGAUCUGACUCCCGCUUAGUGAUCACUGGUCAAUAUUUAAACAUGACGACGCUCAUUUAAGCGUGUGCGGUAACAGUGGCAAAGUUUACAGGAAAACUGUCGCUGUAUUUCUCUGUCUGUCAAUGAUGUUGGGUUUAUGGCGCUGCUGUAAAUCUUCUGACUAAGAGCGGGUCGGCUCGCUGUGCACGAUAUUAGACACAUGGAUUCGUUAGUUUUACGAGUGCUGAGAACACAAGAACAACCCCUCCUUUACGACACAAACACACACAAAAACACACACACUCUUCUGCAGGAUCCAUUAUUCAUUCACGUGAUUUAUUCAUAUGUUUAUUUCUCUUUCAAAAUGGGACUGUUUUUCUGUGGCUUUGUAAUCGGAGUUUCAGCUGGCUCACUCAGAGGGUUAAAGAAUAACAAGCAUUUCUCCCCGGAGACCUUAUUAAGCAUCAAUUAUUAAAGGCCCAGUAUCUCUGUAAGAGCAGCGAUGCCACUAUCUCCAGUGUGUUUUUUCUCCAUAUGCAGCAUUUUCAACUGGUGCGACAGAGAAAAUGUCACGUACAAAUGCUCCUGAAUGAAUUUAACAGCAUGCAAAUUCACCCCAAACCAAAAAUACCCCCAAAAAAUGACAUUUUCAUACUCUGAUUUUAACUCUACCUCUCAUAUUCUCCUAAAUCAAUCACUUUUGAUGCACAUUUCCCCAAUAUUUCAUUCCUCCUCUCCUUGAAUAUCAUGUGAUUUGUUUGUUUGCACCAAAUCUCAGAGAUCAUUUGUUAACAAAUUGCUUCGGUUGUGCAGGGAGGAUACAAAUUGAGUCGUAUUUAAAAGUAGAUCCAAAGUGCAGAGAAAACACGCCCUGUGAAUAAACAGACCUGUCGAACAGUCACGGAUUACUUUUAAUGGAUAGCUCACUCUGCUUACUUGUCUUGCAAUCAUUAACAUACAGUGAAUUAGAUAUCGAUGCCGUGCAUUCCUGUUCAUGAUCAACGACAAGGAAAUACGACGUGCUGCUUCCAGCUCCUCUCUGCUCAGUAUUUCACCCUCAUGUGCGCUCACAUAUACUCGUGGAAAAAGCUGUGCUGCAUAUUUACAUGUUCAAACUGGGCAGUAAAAACUUUAUGUGUCUGCUCGGACUAAAGUCAAGGUUGAUUAAAGAAAUGAUUAACUCCUGCAGGCUGCCAUAAAGAGAGAAACCACAAUCACAACAGAAGUACAAUCAUAUCUGCAGAAAAGAUGACUGAGGUCGGUCGUAAUGAGAUGCACAUAAGACAGCCCAGGUGUCAUUUCCCCUCAGCUAACUCAGGUGGGCAGACCUCGGGCAGCCUUAUGAGGUCAGCAUAUCAAUAAGGAGGAGGCAGAGCGUCUCUAAGUGAAUGCCGAUGCAGACUGACCAGGAUGCUGCACAUUCCGGCGGCAGGGCGGAGAGAGGCUGAGUGGUCGAGGAAAUGCAGGAAUCGAUCGGACACGGCAAAAAGCCUGAUGGGAAAAGAAAACAGCAAACAGACAGACAGAGCUGCUUCACUGUAUUCUAGUUUGAUUGUACAUCUGAGAGUCGAGACACAUUUCAGGUCCUUCCUGAGACGUCCAGUUCAAACUUCAGUCAGGUGGCAGAUGAGGGUCCAACAUCAGUCUGGUUCUGCUCGAGGUUUCUGCCUGUUAAAGGAAGCUUUUCCUCUCCACCUUAACUUGAUGAAUGCUGUAAAGUGUUUCAUUCACGGGGUUGAAGAUGAGAUGGGAGUGGGUCAGAUCUUACAGGAUGGGGUCCAAUCUGAUUCCAUCUUUACACAAACAGAAUCCAGACCUGCUGUUUUGUUAAGCAUCUGCAGAAAACACUUGUUGUGGAUCGGCGAUUCAUGGAUAAAGAUGGAUAAUUCUGAGAUAAUUCAUUCAUAAAAACAGAGCAACAGAAUUAUAUGUCAAUUUAAUCUCAUAUUCAGUGAAUAUGUGUGGAUCCAUAAAACCUAUUUUUUGCAAAAUUACAUCAAUUUCCUGGUUGUAACUUUGUAAAACAUGGAAAUAUCCAAUGUGCAUUUACAAGAAUUCUUUUACAUUUAAAUCUUUUAAUAUUUCAGUCAUGUAUAUUUAUCCUGAUAGUAACAGCUCCUAUAUACCGAGAAAUUAGCAUUAAUUCAAAGACAGAAGUCCAAGAUAAAACAACAGUCAUGAAAAGUGAGAGACUUGGAGUAAAACCUCAAACUUUGGGUUCAUUUGAGGUGUAUUUAUGAGCGUUUUUCUUCCUCCUCUUUCUUCCUGUAGCUCCCAAUUAUAACAGUAAUCCUUCUUUUUAUCCGCUGACCAUGAGGGCAGAGCUGAAAGCCCCCCAGAGAUCCCCCAAAAAGCAUGCUUUUAUUGCACAAAAUAUAACAACACCCGGCCAGGUGACAGAUUACAAUCUGAUCAAUUUUUUCUAAAUGAAUUUUCGGUCCCCAGCUGUCACAUCGGGUUACAAACAACUGCCUCUGCGCUCCCAAAAUGGGCUGCAGAGCACUUUCAGCUCUAGCAGGACUUGACUCGGUAUUACCUGGGAUGAAAAAGGGGGCAGUAAAUUACAAAUUUAGCACAACUUGAAUCUUUAUAAAUCUCCUCAAAUCCUCGGAGAGCGGGGAUGUGCGUGUCGGGUUUUUACACAUGGACUUUUCAUCAGGCAGCGUUCAUCUUUGUCACAAAACUUGUGAAAAGAGCAGAAAACGCGGAGACUAAAGGACUGACCAGAUAACCUGCAGGUACAUCGAUCUUGUCAUGGUAAAUUAUUUAUCCCUUAAGAACACACUGUUUAAAAAGUGUCACUACUCCUUUAAAGGCUCUGGAAAGUUUAUUAGUUUUAGCUUUUAUUUUGAUUCAUGAAUCCUUAAAGUGAUGCAGACUGAACAUCCUGGAGUCAAUCGGGCCAAAUCAAACAAAUCAACAAACUUCUGCAGCUUUUUUUCCAAGCUGAAGCUUUCAACAAAGUUUGCACAAACCAGGUCGCACACCGGACUGAUAAAUGUGUCAAGUGUGGUCGCUGCAAAAGACAACCGCCACCAUUUAUUUUAGGACCAUGUGGCUGAGGCUGGACCGCCAUGAAUGCUGUAAAGGAUUUGCAAGUUUUUUGUCCCAGCAACAAACUUCUGCAGCUUUGUUUCAAGUUGAAGCUUACGAGGCAGAGUUGAACAAGGAAAAAAGGACCCAAAUGCAGAACGAAAAAAAUGACUUUAAAGACAAAGGAUUCAUGCAUUGACUAAAAACAUGAGGAGAACAAAAUCCAACUAAAGACAAAGGAUUCAUGCAAACGCACACACAUGGACAUACACAGAACCAAAAGAGAAACAAGGGAAGACAGGGACUAUAUGUACACACAACAGGUAAACGAGCAACAGGUGAGACACUGAGACACAGGUGCAGACAAUUACUGAGGAGGGAAAAAAGACUACACACAAGGAUGGACUACUACAAAAUAAAACAGGAAGUACUGAAAACUGAUCUAAGAAUAAAAGAGAGAACAGGAGCUAAACGGUGUCAGACACAGACUGAAAACUCACAAGACUGGAACACAAAGAAAAUACACAGAAAAUACAGUCAAAUCACAAAAACUAAAUCAACAGAGCAGAUCAUGACAGUAAAAAAGUUUGCACAAACCAGUUUGCACACCGGCCUGUGAACUGUGUCAAGUGUGGUCGCUGCAAAACCAACACAACCUCCACCAGUUUAAAUGGGACUAUGUGGCUGUGAACUAUGUGAAUUAAAGGAGAUUUAGUGUUUAAACUUUAGAGUAACGUUGUAUUUUUGACAUGUUUUGUGUUCUAUUACCUCUUCUUUAAUUUACUACCUGUAUUGUUUGAUUUCGAGACCCUUUUUUGAAUUAACUUCUAACGCUUUAUCGCCAUUAUUCUAUUCUAUCAUGGUUUUAUCGCUUUAGUCCUAGAUCCAGUGUUUCCUCAUUUUUUAAACUCAAGAUAGUGUUUCCUCAGUCAUCUGUGAGAAGUUGAAGAGUCCUCACAUUCAGUCCAAUAAGAGUCUUUUGUGUGUGCAAUCUGUGUGUGUGUGAGCAUGUGAGUGCUGUAUGUGUUGAAUGGGGGUUAGGAGGGUAGCUGAGGUUUGGUAUUUGUAUUUUUAUUUAUUAGUGCUUUAAAAAUAAAGAUUGAUUGAUUGAUUGAUUGAUUGAUAUGUUGUAGUAUCUAAAAAAACAUGUCCCAAAGUGUUCAUGUGUGGUUUGUUUAGUCUCUUUUUUUCAUUACGGGUUAAAUGUGACUCGUUUCUUGCAGGUAACCUGAGCAUCCACGAAGAGCUGGAGCAGCUGGGGGCCGAGUUUCUGGGCGUAGAGUCCUCCAUGAUCUUCGGGAUGGGUUUCGCCACCAACUCCAUGAACAUUCCUGCGCUUGUUGGCAAGGUUAGCAAUCUCUCAACACUUGAAAUGCCACAUUGCUGCACGUUGUUGUGACGUCUAUCUGCUAUCAAGAGAUACUCAGUCUCGCAGAGAGCGAGGACAAGAAUGAGUCGCAGCUGGUUAGACUUGUUUCUCAGUCACUUCUUCUUUUAAGAUGUUAAAGUCACCAAAUGUUUAUUUAUGUUUUGAUUUCGUGUCCUCUCACGCCACACCCUCUUCCAGUUUUUUAUUCAGCUCAUUUUGGGUUGAACAGAUGCAGAUAAAGUCGUCUCUUCACACCUCUUCAAGUUUCAUCCUUUCGCACAGAUGCUGCUGUUCGAGUAUGUUUCACUUCCUCAGCUCUUAAGAAAAAAUCACACGUAUCUCACAGUGUGAAGAGGAAAUCCUCCUGUAUAUGGGUGUCAUUUACACAGCGCAGCAGAAAUUAAUCUAAUUAGCCGAGCUUUUGUUCCUUUCUUGCAUAUGGCCUAAAUUAACGAAUUACAGUCAACUAAACUCAGCUGUGAACAACUCCCCACCGACCCCCAUUAAUUAAAAUCAUAAUUAAACAUAACAGUAGCCGGGAGGACGAGGCCACGGGCAUGGCUGCUUUCAGACACGUUGACGAGACAGGGCAGGUUUUUGUUAAGAGCAGCACUCAGGGGGAUGAUUACCCAAACUCAGGCCUGUCGCGCUCAGACAGCCGCGGGUGACCGGGGGCAAAAACACGGCAUAAAUAUCUGUGAUUGGACCGGACAGAAGGGGAGAGGGAGGCUGACUGUUAAAGUGAGGAGAACAGGGUCGGUUUAUGCAAACCAAGAGGUGCAGCGGCCCCCCAAGGCUGCAGCCCCCACAGUGACCCUCCGGGGGCCAGGGGUCAAACCGCACUGCCAACCCUAUCCUGCAGGGACAGGCUGUGCAGAGACAAGACACGCUGAGCAGGCAGAGCUACAUUAGAGUGACAGCUGCUGGUAGACCAGGGACCGGGCCAGCUGGACCUCAGGCCAGACCCAGAGUAUCUGUCACUGAGACAGUGUCAACAAAACGCUCGACACGAGUUCAUUCAAAGCGAAGCAGUCGGACGCUCUGAGCUUCUGCUAAAUAUGCUAAUGUGGCGGAGAGAAAUUCAUGGAAAGGCAUGAAUUCAUUUGCAUACUGAUCCGUGUGGAAGAAGCAAACCCUCACCACGAUGUUGAUGCUGACAAGUGGAGUGCACGCAGGGAAAUAUAGGUAUGGAGGUGGAGCAAGAGGACUGGUGGACAUAAAUGUGAUUGUAUGAAACUUUUGAAGCCUCUAAAUUAACCUUUGACUUAUAAUAGAGGUGCUUUAGUUAGAUAAAGCUUCUAUUUAUUCAAUCCCAGACUGUAACGACACAAAAAAAAAGUGGCGAUGGAAAAAAAAGUUACUUACUGCAACAAUAAAAGGAUGCAAAUUUUUAAAAAAGCCACAACUGAGGUGAGCUGCUAGGGACCAGUAAUGAUGACGCACCGGUGUUUCAUGAUCUAGGCUCUAGGCUAAUUUCGCUUCGUGAACUUUUCCCUGUGGUUAGGCCAGGCAUGUCCAAACAAAGGGCAGGUGUGGCUGCAGGUUUUUCGCCCAACCAAUCAAGAGCAAGCAGUCUGACCAAUCAGCUGUCUGCAGACUGAGAUCAGCUGAUGAAAUGAAUCAAGUCUGGUGUUCUGCUGCUUGGUUAGAAGGAAAACCUGCAGCCACACCAGCCCUUGUGGAAUAGUUUGGACAUGCCUGGGUUCGGCCGUGUAGCGCCUGAGUCGAUAUGAAGUUGAACUGAAGCUAACACGACACCGGCAUCCUCCAGUUCAACUUCAUAUUGACUCAGGCGCUGCAUGGACUAACCAAAUGACACAUUGAAAUGUUCACAAAGAGAAAUUAAUCAAUAACCUUUCUACUAUCUUCUUUGCUCGUCUUCUCGCCAUCGUCUUUUGUGCCUAGAUCGUGAAACACCGGUGCAUCAUCAUUACUGGUCCCCGGCAGCUCACCUCAGUUGUGGCUUUUUUAAAAAUGUGCAUCCUUUUAUUUUCGCAGUAAGUAAUUUUUUAUUUUUUUUUGCAUCUGUUUUUGCGUCAUUAACUCCCGCUGUGGCUUCUUUUUUUUUUUUACGUUCUUUUUUUAUUUGCAGCACUGGCUGUUCUCGGCCACCGUAGUAACUCACCAGUAAUCUUGCAGGAAUAAUCUACUACAUCGACGUUCACCACAAAAUCAACAAUCUCACAGGAAGUAGAUGAUGUUUAACGGAUGGGUUUGUCCGUGUGUGCUGCUGUGAUUUACAUCAAUACUCCGAUCAUGUUUACAGCUUACAAGCUCAUUAUUUUCAUCAGCACCCAAGGGAGAAGCUAAUUGGCUCUCUGACUAUGUAUGGACCACCAAGUCUAAAACACCAUCAUAUGCCGUCCCAGUGAGAUUCAUCAUCUUAUAAAACCGAUAAUCAAAGAUUAUCUUGAUUUAUUCAUGACCAAAGUGGAAAAAAAGUAUAAUCUGAUUUAUUUUAUAGCUUAAAAUUAAAAUAAAAGUGGAUGUAGUUACACCUCAGUCAUGAUUAAAGACAAUAUAAGGCAAAGCUCCAAGUCUGGCUGAUAUUUUCCACCCAGAACACGUCUCACUUCGAGCGCCCACGUUGUGUAAACACCAAAUGAACCUGUGCCCACAUCAGUGCCCAUGGGUGUGCCGGUUUUUGAAAUGAGGUGUGGUCAAGUGCAAAGGUGGCGUGGUUUUAAUCUUAAGGAUGCAGGAAGUGUCGGCACCUUAGAGUCUAGACCAACACAAACUCGGUCCAAAGUUUGAAGCCUGUGGUGCAGCACUUCUGUGAAAUUUCAAAGGGAAGAGUUUAAGAGUUCAUAAAACACAUCCUUCAGCUUUUACACGCCAGCAAAAACACGGAAAUAUUCAUGUUUUCAUAAAGUCAGAUUGAGUGUUUGAUUAACGGGACAAACUCCAGUAUUUACUCUUGUAAAACCCGAACACAGUCAUGCAGAUCAUGCAUCUUUUCAUACAAGCGAGGAAACACUCACGGGUGUUUUUCAUGAAUAAAACAAAAAUGGCUGCCACUGUUUGUCAGAAGUUACAGAGCUGAGAGAGUGAAAAAACCACAUGUUAGACUGGUCAUUUCUUGUUCCUGCGUAAAUCUUAUUUAUGGUUUUUCUCUCUCUUUCUCCCUCCAGGGUUGUUUGAUUCUGAGCGACGAGCUUAAUCACACCUCUCUCAUCUUGGGGGCCAGACUUUCAGGAGCGACUAUCCGAGUUUUCAAACACAACAGUAAGUCCGGCGGCGUUUCGCAUCGGUAUUUAAGUUCAAGGCUGUGCUGUCAGAAACCCGCCAGCCUGGGUGCUUAACAUUCAUUGCUCCCGCCAGUCAGACAUCGUUGAUAUGAUGUGCUUUUGUUGAAUCUGUUUGUUCAGCAUCCUCUCCUCACAUCGUGCUUUUAUUCCAAACGUUUGCCGUCGCUGCUGUGAGAAACACAUUACUCUGUUUGCUGUGCAGGAUUUGCCUCUGGGAAGACCUACUUAAAAUUCUGUGUUUACAGCAGCAAACGUAAAAAGCUCUAAUGAAAUGGGUUCAGUUUACAGUCACCACUGUGUUUUUAUCCAUCGGCGGCAGAGCAGCAAGAAAAGAAGUCCAUUUAAAUGAAAAUGUCCUCUCACUUCAACCAUCUGUUCGCUAUUAAAUUGUCAAAUUACAUAUUGUGAAUGGUUGAUAAGGGAGAGUAUUAAGGAGGAUGAUACAACAUGGAGACGUGCUCCGCUCUUUCAGGAGGGAGGACAAAUGAGCCGCUGUGCGCUCUCAGCAAAUGUGUCCUGACAGGUACAAGCAGAGUCAGUUAUGGGUCCUCCAAGCACAUCCCAGGAGCCCGUCUAAAGGCAAAGAGCCCUCAGGCACCUGAGCGGCUGACCCCUCCUUACCUCUACACCUCCAGAACAAGAAAGCAAACCGCUCUGCUAUUAGUGCAAGGCCACUUUUAACAUACCAAGAGGGGUUUUAAUCCGUGGUAAUACUCUCAGUUAAGUACUAAACGGGUUUCCCAAGGGAGUCCUGGAGAAUACGUAAAUUUAAAAGAGCAAACAGACUUGUGCAAACAGUUAUUAGCAUGUUCAGAAGUAAAACAUGUGCGUCAACAAGUCAUGUGCAGAAAACUGGGACGAGUCGUAAAUCAACGGCAAACACAAACAGGCAGAAAUCGUCAUUAAAAAAAAAGGUCAGGUUGUUUUUAAACAGUUUAAUACAAAGGUAAAAGCUGGGUGUAGAGAAGUGUUCGACAUUUAAAGGGAUAGUUCGCGUCCAAGGUUAGAGUUUUACCCACAGAGAUCACAUCAAGCUCCGCCUCUGUUGAGAAACCGGCUUGUGAACCAGUCUGAAGCCAGACUAUCAACCAACAGCACCACAUUAUUUAACUAAUGUAAACAAACUCCAACCAAACCUCUGGAAAUCAACUUCGACCUGAGAAAUGAUGAUCCUGACUGUUACAUUGACUCCAUUAAGACCAGAUAGAAGGACUGAGACGGUUUUACUGAAAAAGGGUUGUUGUUGUGUUUGUUAGAUGGUUCAUAUAAAACCGUGAUCAUCCAUUCAUGUUUGUCAUUGAGGAGCGUGGAGGUUCAGUAAAGAAACCGUCGAGGAAAACUUCUUUGUUGGACUCCAAAGUCCUGCAACCUGCUCAAAAAUCCUCAAGAACCAGUCAGGCCAUCCAGAUUCCUUUGGCCCUUGACCUUCGCUGUUUUUACCUCCGCCAAGGAGGUUAUGUUCUCGGUAGCGUUGGUUGGUUUGUUUGUUUGUCUGUUACCAACUUUCCGGAGAAAGUUACAGACGGAUUGACCUGAAAUUUUCACCAGAGGUGCGUCUCAGCUCCAGGAGGAUCCCAUUACAUUUUGGUGGUGAUCCGGACAAAAUUCUGGAUACUGUGAUCCAGAAUACACAAUGCUGAAAGAUAACCAAUGGGCGGCACAGUGGUGUAGUGGUUAGCACUGUCACCUCACAGCCAGAAGGUCCUGGGUUUGAAUCCCGGUCAGGGCAUUUCUUGUUUAAGGGGGGGACAUGAGCUGCUUGGCGGAGGUUUAUAAGGAAUUGUGUUUUUAGUUUGAUUUUAAUCAGACGAGACAGCGUAGGGAUGAUAUAUUUUUAAAAAUCCUGACAUCAGGAGUGGGCUGAAAAUGUUUCAAACCCCCGAGUAAACGGAUGCUGAUUUGUUGUCCUAAACUGGAGGAACUUUUUUGUCGUAGAUUUCAGAUGUUUAAGACUGUCUUGCAAAAGGAGCGUGCAACUUUUAAAUUAUUGGACCUCUGCAGCUCUACUUGUGGUGUUUUGCAAACCCACAAGGCUCGGGAACUUGUUGUUGAAGCAUCAGUCAUUUGACCCUUAAUGUGAAAUCGUAGAUCCUCACAUCCGUACUCUGGGAAGUGGUCGUGGUCGUGGUGGCGCGUUGUUACAGUGAUCUCAGGCUCAUUGACAGAUUUGCAAACAACCCUUAAGUCUACUUUAAACACAUGUUGCAGUCUGUCUCUUAAAUUCCUCUCAUCUUUGUUGAUGCUGUCUAAAUAUUUGCAUGUUUCAUGUUUAACAGAGAUGGAGGAGUUUCAUUCCUCUGAGCAGACAAACUGGUCCGUCCGGUCAGUGCGUCAUUGUCGGGCUUGUUUGUCGAAAUACUUCAAAUGAGUCCUGAUAAAGGACACUCCUUUGAGGGCUGACGUUUUCUUCUGUCAAACCCUUUAUUGGAGCUCGGGUUUGUUUUUAAAAAAAGGAGUAUUUGUGCUCCCUCUGGGCCAGUGCAGCACAGAUAAUGACAUGUUGUGGAUACAAUCAUUCAGACUCGUCUAUAACUCCGCUCAUGACAGUCAUGCAGGAUCUCAUAUCAGUCUGCGGUUUAUCUCAAAUCAGUGCCUAACUGUGGAGUGAUCGUUUCCUCAUUCUUCCUCUGCACAAAGCAAACCACUCUCCCUGAUCAGGUCGAGGCUCUGAAUUGAUAUUAGUCACCAGGCGUGCGCUCCCCUCUGCAGAGCUCCAGGUGAUUUUAUCAGACUCCAGGAGGAGAAGCAGUCCUUAUUCUGAAGCAGCAUCGAUCAUCUAUGGCAGAUUAUCAGCUAUGCAAAUUUAAUCCCUCUGCAUGAUACGGUUGGACUGCGGUCGUGCUCCUGCAGCUAUUCAACACUGCCAUCUGCUGGUGUGUGCAGAAGAAAAUCAUCUCUGAUCUCACUUUUCCUCCUUGUUGAUAAAUCUAAACACUACAGGGAAAUCAUGACUGAAGCCAAACUUUCAAUUACAGUUGAAGAGAGCUCUGGACAAACCUGUGUUUAGCUCAUAGUGAAGUGAAGUAAUCCUCUGUGUCAUGCAGACGCUCAUGCAGGUGUUCAUUAGAGGUAUUUCCUGUUUGUUGUUGGUGGAGGGUGUUUCUGCUGUGUGUACUCAGUGAACUGCUCUGCCCUCUGGGAGUCAUAACUCACCUAACUCCUGUUUGCUCUUUGUAGGUGUUGCUUACAGGCGAGACAUCUAUGCACUCAGUAAACUAUCUAGAGCAACAUGUAUGAAGCAGAGAUCGUUGAAGUGCUCCCAUCCUUAAAGGCACUGGGAGGAGUUUUUCAUGACCUGCACAGUAAAGUAAACAAGAGUAGUUAUGUAUUUAUCCUGAAUUUUAGAGGCCUGUUCUGGUCGGAUUUACAUGAUAAAUAAUGAGUCUUAUUUGUCAGGUACAUUAGACAGUGAGAAGUUUUUAUUUUAAUUUUUUCUAAAGGUGAUUUUCAUUCAACUUUAAAUUUAGUACUUUGCAAAACUGUAAUAUCUAAGGAAUUUUUUGUCUUUUUAUUUAUUUAUUUUUUAUAAAAAAGGUUUCAUUAGGCUAAAUUAAAUCCAACUGGUUCAGAAAAAUAAUGAAAAAAAUUGAAAAUUAAAUACUGAAAUACUGAAUGAGAAUGAAUUAAGAGAGAAAACACAAGAAGCAAUGACAAAAAUUAAAUUCUUCUAAGAAAAAAGCAAUGAUAAUAAAAAAAAUCCAAUAAAAAUGAUUUUAAAAUGUAGAGGAAAAAAUGUAAAUAAUAAACACAAAAUAAUUUAAAAAAUUCGUGAAAUAAUUCAGAAAAUAAUGAACUAGAAGUGAAAAAAGAAAUAAAAUUAAAAAUAACUGUUGAUAUAUAAGAGAAAUAAACGAAGAAAUAAUGACUAAGUAAUAUUAAAAAAUAAAUAUAUGAAUAUUAAUUUAUAAAAAUAAGUUAUAAAACAUUGAAUACCACUGAAAAAUUUAAAAUAAAAAUAGGAAAUUAUCAAAAAAAAAUUUAGUGAUAGGAAAAUUAUAUAAGAUCAAAUGAUAAAAAUAUGAAAUGAUAGUAAGAAAAUAAAUGAUGAAUGAAAUAAAGUAAUAAUGGAUAACAAAUAAGAAGAAAAAAAGAAAAUAAAUAAUGUGUAAUAAAAUAAAAAAGAAAAUAAAAAAAUGAGUAAGAAAUACAAAUUAGAAAAUUAAUUCAGAAAUAACAUAGAAAGAAGAAAUAAUAAGAAAAAAGAAAAGCUAAGAAAUCAGAACCAGAGAACUUUAUUUGGAGGAAAUUUGAUAAAUAAAAAAAAAAAGAAACCAAAAUAUUUUUCUUUUUCUUUUUCCUUUUGCUUUUUUUUAUUCAGCACAAAUAAUUCAGAUCCACCUGCAAUCUCCUAUUGCACCUUGACUUCUGAUGAUGAUGAUGAUGAUGAUGAUGUCCUCUCAUAUGAUGAGGACAUGUUUUUCUUUUUCUUUUCAUCAAAAAGAGACACAUUUGUGUGUGAUUUUAUAGAAAAGGGUCAACUCCUUCUCUCAGUUUUUGUAUUAUUUUCUUUAGGGUGAGGUUGUGUGUUUGCCUCUUGUCACCUGUUUUAACUUGAUUUCCUCUCUCACCUGUGUUUGUGUUUGUCAGACAUGCACAGUCUGGAGAAGAUGCUCAGAGAGGGGAUCGUCUCCGGGCAGCCUCGGACCCAUAGACCCUGGAGGAAGAUCCUCAUCAUGGUGGAAGGGAUCUAUAGGUCAACGACUUUACAUACAACACACACACUCGCCGUCUAAUCUAGAUGCUGUCCUACACACACAUAUCUUGGCUCAGCUUCUGCUGCAGAAUCAAUCUCUGUUAGUCCGUUCUUCCAGGUGGUCUUUAGCAGAGUAAUGCAGAGCUGGACUCAGGUAGAAAUCCUCAUUUGUAACCAGAGCAGAGCCUCCAGCCCGUGUUUAGCAGUUCCUGUAAUGGUCUCCUUCUCAAUUGCUCCCCUCUCUGCCCCUGAAUAAUAGGAAGUGUGUGUAUGUGUGUGUGUGUGUGUGUGUGCGGUCGGGUAGCGUUUGAUUACCUCUGAAAGGAGAAAGGUAUUGUGUGUCCCUGUCUGCAGUGAGUGAUCCAGAGUCUCAGUGACCCUCUCCAUCUGCUCAUUAGCUCCAAAUCAAGGCCAAAUGGAGCCACAGAGAUUGACUUGGCUGCAACCUCAACUCCGGCUGUUUAUCACCGACAUUUUCUUUUCUCUUUCUGCAUGACAUGUCAGCCCAUCUGAGCGGGAGCAUGUCCCAUUCAGAGGGCUCUUUGUCCGCACUGUUUUAUCCACUGCAUGUGUUUUAGAGGUGUAACAGAUCCUUGUUGAUCCCUGAUCUGUGUGGACCCCAGAUUAAACACACACUUAUCAUAUUGGUGGGAAAUAAAAAUUCAGAUGUUUUUUUUUAAAUCUCAAAUGUGUUAAGUUUGCAGAAAAACUACGGAAGCUGCACAAAACUGCAAAAGCUGAAUCUGCACCCAUGUAAAGUCAGAAUAAAACAGGGAUUAUUUUAUAGGCUGAAAUUACUGCUAUAUAAAAUAUAUCAAACACAACUUUAUGAGCAGGUUAAAGCGCAAUCCAAUUCCUGGUCUGGACCAUACUCUUUGUUCAGACCCACUGUCCCCUCAUCCAAAUCUGCCACAAGUGUAACACUGCAAUAUUUAGAGUGUAUACAGUGCAGAGGAAAAACUUUGUGAUUAAACAAGCAACUUGUCGUGUAUGUCCAAACAAAUUCAAAAGUCCAAAAAACACAAGAAGCAAAAUCUAAAGAGUCAAAACGGCACUGGGAAUAAACCACAAGGAGACAACUGGGGACACACGCUUACGCUGACAUUGACAUACCGUCACACACACAAUAAACUAACAAGAACACAGGGGAAGACGGGAACUAUAUACACACUGAGAAACGAGCAACAGGUGAGGCAGACGAGACACAGGUGAAACUCAUGAGUGAUUAACGAAGGAGGGAAAACUGAGGAAGUAAAAUCCGACUAAAAACACAAGGAAUCAACUCCUACAAAAUAAAACAGGAAAUAAACACUGAAAACUGAUUUAAAGAAUAAAACACAGAGAACAGGAGGGAAACGGUCAAACACAAACUGAAAACUCACAAAACUAGACUACAGUGGAACAAGAACACUAGGGAAAAUACACAGAAAAUGCACUAAAAUAAUACUAGGAGAAAACUAAUUGAACAAAACAUUUCAUGACACAACUGCAUUUCAUAAUAUGGGUUCAAAGAAAUAGUGGGUUUGUGUGCAGUGAUGUUUAAUCUUCUUGCAUAUGGCUUAUUUUUGCAGAACCACUAUAAGGAAAGUUGAAAUAUCUUAAAGUGAAAUUCAUUAGUCAGCAUUGAUGAAUUAUGAGGUUGACACUCAGGCAAAUACCACUGCACUUUUGAUUACAGCACAAAUGAACCACACUUGUGCACAGACUCAAAGUACAUGAGCGUGCACGCCAAGUGUCCAUAUUUGGAUAUCCUUUCAGAAGCUGCAGCACCGUCCACUAAACUUGAGAAAGUCAAAGUCAGCAUGGUUAAAGACGUUAUAGAGAUUAGUGAUGCACCGCGCCGUUAUUCAGAUCACUGUAAUCUUCUCCCUAUUGUUAUAAGAACACGGUCAAACACGGCCAUCAUUUUAUUUAUAUUACGCCCGAGCUUCAUAAAAGACAUGCUAAUUUGGGAGACAGCUUAAUUGCGCAUCAUCAGACUCCCUUUAUUGCACCAUAACAUCUCAGUUCAGGCUCAGACAUUAAAGAAAUGCUGCCUUUAGUAACAGCGCUACAGGAACUAAUGCUUCCUCUAUCACAUCAAAAGCCCCAGAUAAAGACUGAGCCCGCUUUAGCUACAUCCUGGCUCUGACUUUGAAGUCCACAUGGGUCCUGGUCGUAGUCUGCAGACGCUCUCGGUGUUUGCAGGGAGAGCAGGUCUGGGAUCGCUCUAUUUCUGCUGGUCUUACGUGAAGGCUGUGUGUUUGCGGCUUUAAAAGGUUUGCAUGAGUUUGGAGAGAGGUGGGAGUGAAGGGAGAGAGGCUAGCAGGAGAUUCUUCAUGUCAGGUUAUGUAAUCUAACAGAUGUACAUGAGCAGAAGAGAGGCACUGAUUGAGCAAAUUUGAAAGCUUUGUUUGGUUUUUAAAUUUAUUAUUGUGGGCCAUCAUUAAAUUGAUGGUACAAAGAUUACUCUUGCUGCUGUGAUGCCAAAUUAUUCACUAAUAGGCUCACUGGCCAUUAAGUUCCAGCCAAAACAUCUGUGAAUCUCUAAUGAGCACUAAAGUGAAUAAAGUAAAGUCUGGGCUUGUUGUUGUUGUUUCCCUCUGGAUCUCAAUCACAAAGUUGAACUGUGAAACUCUGUGUUUCUGCGUCUUCAGUAUGGAGGGAUCCGUGGUGCGACUCCCUGAGAUCGUCGCUCUGAAGAAGAAGUAUAAGGCGUACCUGUACCUGGACGAGGCCCACAGCAUCGGAGCGGUGGGACGAUCAGGGAGAGGUGUGACCGAGCUGUUUGACGUGAACCCCGCCGAUGUCGACGUGAUGAUGGGCACUUUCACCAAGAGUUUCGGGGCUGCCGGAGGCUACAUCGCAGGGAAGAAGGUACGAGUGGUCUUUAGAAAUCUGCUCCAGUUUCUGUGCUCCCUUUAAAAACAGUUUAUAUCAAUAAAUUAAUGAGAUGGUUUCCAGGAGUAUAAAAUCUAUAAAUUAUAUUAAUCUUAAAUUCGAAGCUGCUGACUGCCUCAUGUGACCUUCAGCCCUCCUGAAUUUAUUAAGAAGCAGAUUAAAGGGUAACACGACUCUAAAAUAUAUAUUAACAAGAUUAUUUAAUAAGAGACAUAAAACACUACAACAUGAUGCAAUAUAGUAUGACAUGUUACACAAUGCAAUAAUACAGAAAUACCACAGUAAUAACGAUACGAUGUGACAUUAUUAUAAAUGGUUCAACUCAGUAUGGUAUGAUAUAUGAUACGAUAUGUUAUGUUGCAUUUAAUAACAUCACGUUAUGUUACAUUCCAAUAUAUUAUAUUAUAUUAUAUUUUCAUUCAUUCAUUCAUCAUUUAAAAUAAAAAAAUAAAUUAAAGAAUGAAUGAAUAUUAUAUUAUAUUAUAUUAUAUUAUAUUAUAUUAUAUUAUAUUAUAUUACGCUACACUACCUACUAAAGGAUAAAAUCGAAUGUGAUUGAUUAAGAUAUAAAUACGUGCGAUUCAACACAACUGGAUAUGAUAUGAUAAAUGACAUGAUAUGUUAAAUUAUGUUAAAUCAAAUAACAAGAUGAGACAGAACUUAACAUUGUGUUUUGAUACAUAUGACAUAUUAGAUAUAAUUUAUCGAGAUAAUUCAAUAUGUGACAUUAUGCAAUCCAGCUCAGUAUGGGAGGCUCUAGUUUUAACUACUUCAACAUUAGUAUUUAUAUUUCACUUUAAAAUUGAAAGUAUAAAAUAUAACAAUCCACAUAUUAACUGAUAUUGAUAGUGCACAUAUAAAUAAUCAUCCAACAUAUAAAUAUGACAAAGACCAGGAUAACAUGAUGUUAUUCCACAACCUAUACAUCUGCAAGAAACAUCAGGAAACAUUUCCCUGAAAUAAAUGUCAAACUCUGUUCUGCUGUUGUAUCUCAGUGAGGCCAAAAUUUGUCACUGUUGACUCAGCAGUCACGGAGAAAGUUUUUGGUAUGCAUCAAGAGUCUUCAAUAAUGAUCAUUUAUUAUUAGUAUUGAGAUUUGUGAGGGAUUGAUUAGUCUGGAACAGCUCCAGCAGCCUCAGGUGAGUUUUCUUUUUUGUAAAUACUACCUGAGAAAGCAUUUGAUAUUUACCUUGGAUUGAUCGGAGACCCUGGUAACCGUUGUUUAUAUAGAAACAGAAAUGCUUUGGCUUCAGUACAGGUUAGAACAAAUCAUAUUUAGUGUUUCACGCAGGUCUGAAUGGGUCUCAAUCAAACCGCGGCUCUUUCACAGCUCUCAUGUGUCCAACAAAUGUUCCCCCGGCUGUGACUCGGGCCUUUUUAAUUCCUCUUUACUCCAUUAAAAAGUACACUUUAGUACAUAACCGCGCCGGUUUUGUGGCAGUUGAUUAGAAAGCAACAGAGGAAACGGCCAUGCUGCUUGAAUUAGGCGUUCAUAGAGGGACCCUUCCUGCUGUGGCCUCAUGUCGGCUGUGCCAUAAUAAGAAGGUAAAGCUGGCUGAGGGCCAGCCCCUUCUUGUGGCGAGCGUCGGAACUGCGCUGCAGAUUUAACAGGGUGACUUUUAACAAGCAUGAUAAUGUUUGAAGUACGAACACUGUGCCUGGUUUGACAGCUGGCUGCAGUAAAGUCCUGGAAGAAACAGGCAGGAACAGAGGGAGAAAGCCUGUAGAUUUGACGUAUUUGUUGUUGUGGUGAAAUCCCCCAAAUCCUACACUAAGACUCAGCAGAUGUGUUCUGGAAAACAGUCAUCUUAUAGCUAUUUUAUGAGAGGACCAAAAUAAAUACACCAAUAAAUAGGCUUCAGGCUCCUUCUAAUUCACUAAAACCUCACAUGAGGAGAGUUUAUUUAUUAACCCUUCGCUGUAAGCCUCAUUUACACUGAAAUUAGUUUAUUAAAUAAAUCCAUUUAAGAGCAGAGUCAGCUCUCGGUCUCUUGGCUCUGUUUCUUUUCUGAGGCGGUCAGGACGUGUUUUUCUACAUCAUUACACUCACAAAACACGUGUAUGUUUCAGAGUAAAACAUGCUGUUAGUAUGAGCCCUGUGUUUGCACAUUUUACACCAAAUUUGCAAAACUAUGAGCUGAAAUGUUUAAAUUUUUGGGUGCACAUUCAUUAAAAUGAAUCAAUUGUAACAUUAAAAGGACAGAUAUGCAUAAAAAUAAGGGAUAUUAAUUUCCAAACUCUAAUCCAAAGCAAAAACAGAUUCAAAUUCUCUGGCAAAACUUUAAUAAAUUCUUCAAAUCUUGUGUGUAUUUUGUUGCAACAUAUCCUUACAUAGUUUAAGGGUUUCCUAUAAAUAUGCUCCAAAGCUACCUCUGUUUUUUUACUGGAAUUUAUCUGUAAACUCUUCACUUACACUUAAAUUAGUCCAUUUAAAGCUACAGUGGGUAACUUUGAUGUUCGUGUGAACUCUGGUGCCCCCUCUGGACAGACUAAUCUUUGCCUUUUUUUUCUGUCAUUUAUUUUUAUUGACAUUCAGAAUCAGACAUUCACAAUGUAUAUCAUGUGAGCAUACUUCUUGCAUCCGUUGUCUGCCCUAAAUGCCAAAAUGAAAAUUUAGUUUAUAUCCAAGUAAUGUGAAGAAAAACAAACAACCGUAACAACAACAACAACAACAACAACAACUCAAUAAUUUUAAAAAACUAUGUACUGGUAGGGGGGGGUCUCUCUUGUCUACGCCUUUCUAGUGUUUUUCAUGCUCAAGUAGCGUCUCACACAACCUCUACACAUCCAACAUCACUUAGUUUUUACGUCCUGCAGCUAAACCUGAACCUGCAGACAGUAAACAGAGGAAGCAGAUCAACAUGUCUGCUCUACAAGCUCUCUCUGCAUGGACCAUCAUCCUAUCAGUGCUGAGAACAAGCUCUGCAUUAUCCAUCCGUAUCAUUGAAUCACUAUCAAAAUCAAUCUGACACUGAAUCAGAACUGUGGCCCAUAGAAUGGUGAGGUUCUUGACAGUUCCUGGUCCUCUUAGAUGGAUCCAUCGAAGAGCGGAGGAAGCAUGUGUGCUGUCCUGGCUCUGCUCCCUCCCUGUGUCAUUCAGAUCUUGUAUCUCCCCAUCAGUGCUGCGGCCAACAUGCGGCUGAGGGAACACUCUGAGCUGUCACUCCUCGCCGCAGAUGUGAGAUGGAUUUCGGACGCGUUUCUCUUAACUGGUUUAUCUCAGUCUCACCGAAUCCUCCGGGGCCCUAAAGCGGUGAAAAUCCCCCGCCUUAAACGAAAACAGAUGUCAGGUUGUUUCAGGGUUCUUAUCCUAUGUUUGAGCAUUUCCCCUUAAAAUCCCUUCCCCUCUUAAGUGUGUGUGUGUGUGUGUGAGGAAGCCACAGCCGCCGCCCAGUGGGGAGGACAGAUGGCGGUGAGUGGAAAUGGUGGCCAGACAGCAUCUCCGGCUACAUGUCAUCACCCCGCACCCACUGGCCACUGCUCAGCCACCGAGCAGCAGCCCAUCACAGCUCCGGGCUCGCUCCCAACCUCAGACUACUCACACACACAUGAAAUCCACCUAUCCCCUCAUAAACCACCGAAUUAAUCUCCUGCUGACAGUAAGAAACAAUGAGCAGGACAGUCUUCAUCCUGGCUCAAUUUAACGCUAAGACCGCCUCACAUCAAGGACUUAUUCCUCAGAGUGGAUCUGGGAGAAGAUCCAGAGUUAUUUUACAGAUACCAGUGACAGAGGGGUUUUCUUAGACCCCCGCUCAGUUUGUUUCUGCAGCCAUGAUCCACUUAUACAGGAGUUAUAUGACUUUCUGUCAAAGAAAAAUCACCCCUGCAAAAUUAGGAUGUAUGCUCCACCUGCCCUGACGUCUUUAUUUUCAUCAGGAGAGGGGGGCAAAACAAAGAGGGUCUCUGUAAAGAGAUAUCAGAGGAAGGACAGAGGCCACUUGGGUUGAAACUCAUCACUGAUUGGUAAGGCUGUACGCUGCACCUCUCCUCACUCCUUCACUUCACUGAAGGAUUAAGAAGAGAGAAAACAGAGAAAGUAAUGUCAGAUAGAUGGCACAAAAACACAGACAAAGGAUGAGGAUCUUGCUUGGGCUGCAGCUCCUCACCUCCUUUAGAAAAGCUGUACGCUCUACCUGCCCCCCUUUUCCUAACUUCGCAGGAAAGAGUGAAGGGAAGGAGGAAAAAUAAUGUAAAGAAUGAGAUUAGUAAACACAAGUCAAGAAGAGGUGCCUAACUGGGCUAAAACUGACUUUCUUCAAGUUAGGCUGUACGCUCUACCUUCCCCUUAUUCUCCCACUUCUCUUGUGACAAGUAAGGAAAUCAGAGACGGUGAUAUAAGGAGGACAGAGCCACAAGGCAAGGCCAUACGCCCUACCUCCCCCCAUCAACCCACUACAGUGAAGAAAGGUGGAGGGAGGAGAGAGAAGGUAUAAAAAAUGAUCCGAGAAAGAGGACAGAGAAGAGGUGAGAGGCACCAGGGUGAGAAACCUUCUGGAGAUAUAGCUCAUCUCUGCAAGGUUCACCCGCACGCUCCACCUCCCCUUCUUUUCCCGUUUUCAUGCAGCUAAAAGAUAAGAGGUAGGGAAAGAAAGAAAACCUCAAAGAAAAAGACAGAGUUAAGGCAGGAGGUCUGUGUGAGUUAAAGCUCACUGAUGCCUGAUCAGGGUGCACGCUCUACCUCCCACUACUUUCCUAUUAUUUCCGAGCAUAGCGAGUAAAACCGAAAAAGUGAUCAAAAUCAGACCCAGACUAUGUUUACAGCUCCAACUAGCAACCUGGGAAGAGACAACAGAGUCUAUUAGUUUUACUUCUAUGCAGAUGUCUCUUUAUAUAGCUGAGGUGACACUACAUGACUGCUAGUGUGCUCUCGGGUCGCAUAAUUGUAGAUUGCAUUUGUUUUUUGUUUUUGUCUUGUGUAUAAUAAAGAAACAUUGGUGGACAAUUUUACGUCAAACUACAAACAGAAAACAAAACCUGUUGUAACUAAUAUCCAAAGAUACAUCUGCAGGGUUUUAAUGUAGGUCAUAAUUCAGCUUAGAAACAAUCUCUGUUAUCCACUUAAUUCAGAGGUCAUGACUAUACUUGAGCUCACUCUAGUGGUGUUAAAUGUCAAGUGCAGGGCCACACUUACAGUAUAUUAUUAAACAAUAACCGCUUCUCACUUUAGAUAAAGAAAUAGUGAUGUUUAAUUAAAACACAUUUUUAGUCCCCGCUGAUGUUUUCUCUCUUACUUUGCAGGAGGUGGUGGAUUACCUGCGCAGCUAUUCCCACAGUUCAGUGUACGCCUCGGCCAUGUCUCCUCCUGUCGCUGAGCAGAUCAUGCGUGCUAUGAAAUGCAUCAUGGGAAAGGAUGGCAGCACAGAGGGUGAGUGUCUGACUCCUACAGCAGCUCCCUCCAGUGAAUGUCACCCUCAAUCUCUAUCUUCCUGUGCACACACUCGUCAAACCUGCUGUUCCUCAAACGGACAAAUAUUAUGCCUGGCUGCUGAUGAAAAUUUUACACCUUCAUAUAAUUUUUAUGGAAACAAUAGCAAACCAAAUCCAGAGGACAGUACCAAUGUUAGCAUUAGAAGUGAGUCCAGAGCUGCAGGGAAAGACAAACAGCUGCUUGGUCAGAAAAUAUGGAAACAAUUACGGGGUCUGCAGUGGUAGAGAGAGGGGAGGCAGCCUCUGAACACACGUGACCCUAACGUGGAGGAAAUCAUUCGCAUGUGUGUGUUCUGAGGGACUCGGAGCUCUGAAAAGUUUCUGCUUUAAUGGCUUCAGACACUCAGGCAGGGAAGUAGUAAUUACAAGACGGGUCGCUCCAGUGCCAGAGCAAUUCUCAGUGAGUUGUAGUAGUUGUAGUUUGGUUGUAGGUUUAAGAGAAAGAGUAUUUGUCAAAGGGGGGUUAGGAAAUGUUGUGGUGGAGGAAGUUUUGGUUAGUAAAUGGGGGGCAGUUGCACACUUUAUCCUCCAAAUUUACAUACAUUACAGUGAAAGGCGGACGUGUUAACUGUCAGGCAGAAUGAGUACAGAACAUGUCUGCGCCAGUCCAAGGACAGAAUCGGACCUUUACAUGAUCGUAAUCUGGACCUUUGAUUUACUCAAGAUAAUCUAUAAAUCUGAUUUAUUGUUAAAAUCAAUCAACACGCAUUCUGUUAAUCCAGCAAUACAGUUUCUGUCAUUUUACACAAAGUACCCUUGGUGGGUAAAAUGUAAACAAAGUGCCCUCUGGAAUUCCCUCUAGUGGGUAAAUGAAAACAAAGUACCCUCUCAAUGCUCUCUGAGUGGGUAAAAUGUAAACAAAGUGCCCUCUGCAUGGGUAAAAUGUAAACAAAGUGCCCUCUGGAUGCUCUGUGGGUGGGUAAAAUGUAAACAAAGUACCCUCUGGGUGUCCCUCUGGUUGGUAAAAUGUAAACACAGUACCCUCUGCGUGGGUAAAAUGUAAACAAAGUGCCCUCUGGAUGCUCUCUGGAUGGGUAAAAUGUAAACAAAGUACCCUCUGGGUGUCCCUCUGGUUGGUAAAAUGUAAACACAGUGCCCUCUGGAUGCUCUCUGGGUGGGUAAAAUGUAAACAAAGAGCCCGUGGAUGUCCCUCUGUUGUGUAAAAUGUAAACAAAGAGCCCGGUAGAGGUUCAUCUGGUAAUUAAUUUAAAUAUUCUUUUCCUGCAGAAAUAUGUAAACAAAAUGCCAGUAGAAACUUAGUAUGUAAACAGUGCCCACUGGAUGACCUUCUGGUGGAAAUAUGUAAACAAAGUGCUCUCUUGAUGCCCUCCUGGUGGGUAAAAUGUAAACAAAGUACCUUCUGGAUGUCGCCAUGUUGGGAUAAAUGUAAAUAUUGUGUUCUCCUAAUGACUUUCCAGUAGGAACAUCUGAUCAAAGGGCCUUCCACUAGAAAUUAAGUAUGUAAACAAUGCCCUAUGGUAGAUAAAUGUAAGCAAAGUGCCCUCCAGAUUCCUUUUCUACUGGAUAAUUGUGAUUCUGAAUCCACCAGAUGCCUUUCCGAGUGCCAUAUUUGUAAUUUCUCCAGACUCUGUGCGGGUUAAUCGAUUGUUAUCUAAUCUUUUUCAACUUUUUUAAAGAAGGGUUCGACGAGCUCUGCUCUCAGAACUAAAUCCAGGUGUAUAUCGUAGUUUCUUGUAAAGAUGAGUAACUUUCUCUCUUGGCUCUGAGUCAGACAUGCUUUGCAUCUGACGUAGCUUGAUGUUCGCCGUUGUGGUAAGAAUCAGUCUUGACCUGUCUCAUAGAGAGGAGCGCACAGCAAACUGAGCACAUUUUCACAGCGUCAGCUCCAGUGUCCAUCAUAAAGCCAUAAAACUCGCUGUGACAAGCGCCGUCGCACACUCCACAACAAGUUUAUUCCUCUUCUUCUCCUCGGUCCUCCUGCGCUGCUCUCAUCUUUCUUGUUGAUGUUGAAUUUCACACCUUAAAGCAAACAGUGUUGCAGCAGGAAAAACCCCAGCAGACAGAGACGUCCACACAUUCUCACCUCCUCAUAUGAUUCCUGUGCCUGGCAGCAGGUUUCUGACCUCUGUGACCCCUAUCUCAGCAGAGAGGAACAAUUUACAAAAUGGGUUCUGCGCUUUUUGGCGGAUGACUGAAUGUUGUGUGUUUUUUUCCCUUCUCUCUCGCUCUCUGCUGAGAUAAGGGAAUUUAAAGUGCUCUCUUACAUCCCCACCAAAGAGCUGCCAAUCUGUUCCCAGGUAAUCAGAGGGAAACAGAGCUGUGCUCCAAGGCUGGGCCCUGCCAAACUCUGCUGCUGCAGCCGCCGUUCACCCGGCUCUGCUGAGAUUUACAUCAUAUAAAACACAGGAGGGGUGGAGGUUAGCGGGACAGGCCGCACAUGCUGACUCUGAUUUGUUUUCUGAUGCAUUAACCUUGAAUACAUUUAACUCUGCAGCGUUAUUUGCAUACCGUGUCUGGUGUGGCCGAGCUCCAGCGGCACAUGGUGGCUCAUUUUUGUGCAAGAUCCAUCUUAUACAAUUUGCAAUCCCUCAUUUGGCAGCAUGUAAGUGUGUAUAUCAUGCCGCCAGACGCACAAAACUGAACCAUCUGCUGCUGCAGCUGAGAUGUAAUCAUGAGCGCGUUCACGGCGGAGGCUUGAACGGCCCAGAUGGAGGCGCAGGACUCAGGAUGAGAUGACACAGCAAAGAAGUUUUCAGAGGUGGCAGAAAUUCCCUCAAAGACCGUAAUUUUAAAAAGAGAGUGUGAUUAAAGCUCCUGUGAGGAAUUUAUGAAAUAGUCUGAAAGUUAUAUUGACGCCUUUUAGUGACAUACAAAAGCAAACAAGACCAUCAGCAACAAGAUUGGUGGAUUUUGUUCAGUAAUUUUUAAUGACUGAAACCAGCAUUAGGGGGAGGUGUCAGUCAGUACGUUUAUAUGACACUCGAGAAAACCGAAUUAUCGCCUUACUCCAGAUAAUGCGAUUGGAAUUCGAUUUUCUUUACCAUGUAAGCAGCGUAGUCGGAGUAUGAUUGGACAAUGCAUGUGCGUGUGCGCCACGCCCCCCGUAACAAAAACACCAGAGCGUGCAUCUCUCCUACAGGAAAAGUAGCGCGUCCAUCAUGUAGGACAAAAACAACGCUGUACGAUGCUCCAUCUUCUUGUUUCUCCAAAAUGCCCAGCAGCAGUUGUCGACACUUCUGACGUCUGACAUGGACCUGCUGUUGUUGUUGACGGUUGUCUGGGGUCGAAAACAGCGCCGCUGAAAAGACCCACAUCGCCCCCUAGUUUUGGGGAGGAGGACAAAAUGAAUUAUGAGCUUAGUCCGAUUAAAGUGUGCAUAUAAACGCACUGAGCGUAGUUUCUGGAGAAAAAAUCCUAUUUAUGCUUAUUUACUUUGAACUGUCAAAAGUCGGAAAAAUGAGAUAUUUAGUCGAAUAUCUAUAAGACAAGACAGGGAAAGACCACACAGGGACUGAAAGUUCCUCAGAGGAGCUUUAAAACAGAAAAUACUCAUACAACUAUGGCUGCGUGAAUUGAUGAAACUGAUCGAUCAGCAUUUGUGGAUAGAUUCUUACUGUGUAAACAAACUGUGAAUCCAAAUGUACCAAUUCCCUGCAAAAACUCAAAUCCCGACAUAUGAACUUAUCCAAACCUUGAUUUAAUUAUUCAUUACAGGUAAAGUUAAAGCUGUUGACGUGUAUUACUUUUGAUUUUUUUGAAUGAGUGUGUAUGUAGAAUUUGGUGCUUUUGCAGCCAGCCCCAAGUGGACACUCAAGGAACUGCAGUUUUUAACACAUGGGUACCAGCUUCAUUUCUGUGGGCCAGAAGAAGUCUAAAAUCAAAGUUUAACAACAAAGGGAAGUACUUUUAGUGGAAACAGGAACUUAAAAGUGACUGAUCCUAUCAAAAUAAAAGAAAAUAUGAACCGUCAAAGGGAUUUAUUAUAAAAUGUUUGGUUUCAAACUAAAUCCUGUGUCUACCAGAAAUAUAAAAAACCCACUUCAACGAUGACUCAAUGUAAACUUUCCUAACUAUACUGAACAGCUCCACACAGCAUCAGUUUUAUUACCUCCCACUCCUGGACCUCGUGCUUCUCUCGCUCUUAGUCACAGGUGAUUUCCCUCGCUGCAGCCGAAUGUGGAAACAUUGGCCCCUCUCUCACAUACAUCUGCCGGUGUCCUUGUGUUCAUUGUAGGCAUCAGACGAGUCCGCCAGCUGGCAGAGAACACCCGGUACUUCAGGGCCAGACUGAAGGAGAUGGGCUUCAUCAUCUACGGCAAUGAUGACUCACCUGUGAUUCCGAUCCUGCUCUACAUGCCUGGAAAAGUUGUGUGAGUACACCUCAACAAAACCCGCUCACUGUGAUCGUAGAAAAAAAACCUUUCAGGAUCGUUUUUCUGAGCCGGGUCACAGCUCUUUUUUUUGAAGAAGUAAUUUCAGGUGAGCUCAGAUAUAUCAUCUUUAAGUGUUUUGGAAAGCAGCCAUGUCGCUCCCUCUAAAGUUUCCAUGAAUCAUUUUGUGUCAGUCUGAGUUUCUAAAAGGGGUCACAUCAGGUAUUGAUUAGGUAUAACUCAUCUGGACGGUUUGAGCCACUCAGGUUUAAUCAGGUGGGUUUAAAGUGUCUUUCAAGGCCAGUCAACAUUAAUAUCCAUGAACAGGAGCAAGAGCUGCAGGAACCAGAAGCUGCUGAGGGACUUUUCUGUUGCAUAAGCAUGAACGCUGAUUGGAACAAAACAAAAAAAGUGAUAUUUUGCUUAAAAAUCUUUUGGAAAAGCUACAAUUUCUACAGAGUAUUUUUACAGAGUACAAGAUUGACGUAAUUUACAGUAAAUAACAAAGCAAAGGGGCAUUUGUUCAGUUGUUUCGUCACAUGCUGCAUGUUUUACCCAAAGUAAGGCCAUAAACUAUCAUGAACGGUACGGAAAACAAAGGAAAAGAAUCAGACAAACACACACGAUGAACCAACAAGACAGAGACUAUAUACACACUGGGAAACGAGCAACAGGUGAGGCAGACGAGACACAGGUGAGACUCAUGGGUGAUUAACGAAGGAGGGAAAACCAGGCUAGAAACACAACAAAUCAACUACUACAAAAUAAAACACUAAAAACUGAUGUAAAGAAUAAAACACAGAGAACAGGAGGGAAACAGGGUCAAACUGAAAACUCACAAGACUGGACAACAGGGGAACAGGAACACCUGGGAAAAAUACACAAAUAUUACACUCAAAUAACAAAACCAGUGAAAAACUAAAUUAAUAGAACAAAUCAUGACAUAAACUACCCGGUCAGAAUCAGUUCUUAAGUGCCGCUUCACCAAAAAGGUAGGGCUUUUAUUUUGAAAAUCAAGGAGAUUUUCAGUUCGAAUAGACUGAUUUGUAAACAUUCAUAAAAUGAAAAGUCAUUCUGCAGCCAUCAUUCAUCCAGCCUGACGUAUGCAAAAGCCUUUUAUACUACUUUAGGUAUUAAAUUGUCGUGUUGCACUUUAGUGCUUUUUUUUUGCACAGUAUCAGUCACAGCAGCACGUCUUAGUCACAUUCAUCCUGUUCUUUUCAGAGCAUACUUUGAGGCUAAAAGUCAUGAGAGAUCUGCUCCCUCCAAAUUGUUAGUUAUGUGCUUUUUUUUUAAUUUACGGCGCUUUGCAGAAAUUAUCACAUAUCAUCCAUACCGCACAUCCCAGAAACAUAACUGAGAGUUUUGAGGGUUUGAAGUAGAAGCAAAUUUCCUCAGGACAUUUUUAUGAGAAGGAUAAUAUUUCACAUUUAUAUCCAAGGUGGCUCUGAGGUCACGGCGUAGUUUUGAGAGUGUGUAAGAUGCACUUUUAAUACUAUUUUUUUCAUCAUCUUAAACAUGAGCUGCAUCUUUAACGGCUGUAAUUGUAAAACACAGAGAGAGGUACUGUGUUGUGUUACUGUAUUUUACCCAGAAGAUGGCGCUCCAAGAAGCAAGGUGGAAGGUGCACUGAAUAGGGAAAGGGGGACCAGAUUAGUGGCACCAGUUUUCAAUGCUUUUCUACCUUUAUGGUGCAAAUUUUGGAGAACUGGUCACAGGUUGUAGUUACAUGGUUGCAUUCAUGCCCAACAACUAUCACGGUUACAAUGCUGAACUAUGGUAUGGGUACUUUGCCCACAAGAGCUGCACAUCUGCAUCAAGACUGCACAUUGCUGAAUGAAGCGGAAGUCCAGUGAGACUCAAACUCUGGAUUUUACUGUAUUUUUUAAAAUAUCUUGUGUACCUGAGUGUACAGUAAACCUGAUUUUUACCGUUUUUUUUUCUUUGUUGGCGUCCAGGGCUUUCUCCCGUGAAAUGCUGGCUAGAAAAAUCGCCGUGGUUGUCGUCGGCUUCCCCGCCACACCAAUCACCGAGGCUCGAGCUCGUUUCUGUAUGUCUGCAGCACACACCAGAGACAUGCUGGACCAGGUACACGCUCACAUCUACACAUGAAUCCUUUCAAGGCUGCAGUGAAUUUAAAUAUCAACACGGACCGACUUACUGAGACUCUGCUUUGCCUUCAGGUGCUGCACCAUCUGAACGAAGCGGGAGACAAUUUAUGUCUGAAAUUCUCACGGAGGAAAUAUCCCUCCUGGUCUGACAUCCAGGAAGAGGAGGACUUUGAGCUGGGCAACUGAUAUGACCUUUGACCCCUUCAUUUCACAGUGUCAAAACUGAGUCUGAGUGUCGUCCACGCCGCGGCAGACAGCAGUAAACACGCGACGCAGACAAACAGCCGUGUCUGACAGCGGAGGAGGGGCCAAAUGUUUGGCAGCUGCUUUUAACAAGUUUAUACAACACUGUGAUUCUGCAGAACACUGAUCUGACCUCCUGAAAUACUUACAGAUGUGAAAUUACUGCACAAGCAUUGCUCAGUCACUCUGAAACACAAGUUCCUAAAAUAUAAACUAUAUUUGUUAUUUACCUUUUUUAUAUGUUGGAAAAAAACACAUUAUUUUAUUGAAGACACAUGUUUAAAUCCAAAGAGAGAGUUAUUCCUUUAAGGUGUGUCUAUAUUUAGACACUGAAGCGUUAUCUGUUUUUUAUGACCAAAUAUCAGCAGAGAUUUGUUAUAAAAGCUGUUCGGACUUGGUUUUAGAAGAAGAUGCAAAAAUGUUCAAUAAUAAAGAGUUCUCUUCUUUUACUUUAUAUGAAAAAAAACAUAUGUUAUGUAAAUGGCAUUGGUGCGCACCUGCUGUAAUGAUUUUUGGUCAUUUUCUUUUGUAAUAAAACAUGAAAACUGUCA